Molecule: messenger RNA, 1224 nt
Organism: Cyphellophora europaea CBS 101466
Lineage: Eukaryota; Fungi; Ascomycota; Eurotiomycetes; Chaetothyriales; Cyphellophoraceae
Exons: 1
Coding region: 1-1224 (407 amino acids)
Biological process (GO): transmembrane transport
Cellular component (GO): membrane
Molecular function (GO): transmembrane transporter activity
Source: RefSeq, a predicted model, not a curated record
AUGAGCGCCAACAAGGAUUUCGAAGCAACCACGGCCAUCCGUGCUAAUAGCUCCGACUAUGCCUCCAACGGCCAUGGAUCUACUGAGCACGGCCAGCCCGAACUCACUGACAACGAGGCCGGCACGGCAGCAGGCAAGAAGACGUGGUCUGAACGCCUCGCCUUCUUCAGGACCAAGGAGUUCUGGUUCAUCCUGUUCCUCGGCCAAUUCCUCGCCGUCUGCAUCACCGGCACCAACACCAUGUCUAGCUUGCUAGCCGAAGAGGGCACGUCCAUCCCGGCCUUCCAAUCCUUCUUCAAUUACGUCCUGCUCAAUCUGGUCUACACCUCCUGGACUAUCCACCGUUACGGCUUCAAGGGCUGGAGCAAGAUGGUGUGGAAGGACGGCUGGAAGUACAUCAUCCUAGCCUUUUUCGACGUCGAGGGCAACUACUUCACUGUACUAGCCUAUCGCUACACCACCAUUAUGAGCGCCCAACUCAUCAACUUCUGGGCUAUCGUCGUUGUGGUCAUUCUCUCCUUCUUCUUCCUCAAGGUCCGCUACCACUGGGCGCAGAUCAUCGGGAUCAUCGUCUGCAUUGGCGGCGUUGGCGUCCUGAUCGGCUCCGACCACAUCAAGGGCUCUACGAUUGGCGGCAUAUCCGUUGGCAACCAGGUUAAGGGGGAUCUCUUCGCCCUUUUGGGCGCCUCCUGCUACGGCCUCACCAAUGUCUACGAGGAGUGGUUUGUCUCCGGCCGUCCCCUCUACGAGGUCAUUGGCCAGCUGGGCUUCUGGGCCAUGAUCAUCUCCGGUGUGCAGGCCGCCAUCUUCGACCGCGGCUCGUUCCAGUCUGCGACAUGGAACGGCGACGUCGCCGGCUAUCUCGUCGGCUUCACUCUCAUCCUGUUCAUCUUCUACACUCUGGUCCCGGUUCUCUACCGCUUCGCCAGCGCCGCCUUCAUGAACAUCUCCCUUCUAACCGGCAACUUCUGGGGCGCCAUCAUCGGCAUCCGCGUCUUCGGCUUGUCCGUGCACUGGAUGUACCCCAUCGCCUUUGUGCUGAUCAUGGUGGGCCAGUUCGUGUAUUACUUGGGGAAAGGCAUCUUGGGCGAGGCCAAGAAAGCCUGGUUGGGAGAAGACCAGGCAAAGGGCAUUGAUGGCUUCGGGAGCGCCAAGCGCAAAAUGCGCAAGAUGCAGGGCGUCCAGCGUGGCGACGAGGGCGUCGAGGGCGCCGGCGUUGUCUGA